AGGAACCAUGUUGACCCCUUUUGUAAGUCACCUACCCCCGAUCACUAUCCUCGUGUGAACUUCUGAGUCAUGGCGUUUACAGCAAAACGAUCUCCGACUUUUGAUUUUCAGUCAUGCAUAAGACAGAAAUGAAAAUCUCAAUCUGUUUCUUCUCCUGCCCUUGUGGCCGUGUGGAAAAAAGCAAGGGCGGCCAUGGUGCUAAGUGCAGCACAAGGAUGUGAACGUAAAGAUAUGCAGUGUUGAAGCUUUGUAUUGUUGCGGUUCUUUCCAAUUACAAAUGGAAACAAAAAGAACAAUCCAAAUGUUUAUCCUGUUGCUGUCAAGAACAUGACUCGGAUAGUUUCGCCUGGAUAGUGCCUCCCCCCCUCGCUCGCAGUAGGCCGCAGAACAACAGCAGUAACUCUACUAUUUCAGCGACAUCGCAUGACAACUGCCACUCCACCCAGGAUACUGAUCAAUCUAGAACUAUUAGCGAUGCAGAUAUAACACAAUUUCACGAUGAAACGCAUACUAGUGGUCAACUGCAAGAAGCGAGAUCAGGACAGCAGAGCGAAAGUGAUAAUAAUCAGCACGACACUUCUUCUAAAAACGCCGUCGAUACUAGAGCCUCAGGAGCCUCCCUAAAAACUACAUCAAGUAGAUCUAGUUGUACAAGAAGAAUAGAUAGUAGCGCCGCACCAGAUGUUGAGAACCAAAACAGUAACGUAGUAGAAGUAGUAGAGAGACACAGACAUCAGCGCGAAGUUGUACUGGUAUCAGGAAGCAAUAGUACCGCGGACGAGCAGGAAAAUGAAAACUGUACUUACGAUGGGCAAAGCCAAAGCAGGGCCACAAGGCGGGUUUGUUCUGCGUCUGCCGACGAAGAUGAAUCUAGCACGACCAACAUUAGAGGCGGUGGACGUCGAGUAGCAGGACCACGGCAAGAUACUAUUAACCACGCUAGUACCAGCACCAGAGCUGCUCAUGUUGCAAGACUAGCUGCUGCUGCGCACCACGAGAACAACGAGUUAUUUGCAGCUCGCCACGAUAAGUUGUGCCUCUUUUUCGCGACCCUCGUGACCUACUUUGGGACCCUGUACGCGCAAGUAAUCUUGAGAUAUGCAUUGCAAAAGUAUCGUCAUUGUGCUAGUAGUAAUCGCAUUACAAAUUAGCUCAGCGUGAAAAAUGAAAUUUGUAAUGCUGUUUUACCUUGGGAUGAGAAUUUGUAAUGCAUGAUUGCGAUUACUACGAGUACGAUACUUUUGCACAGGAUAUGAGAACGACCUCGGUAAUUCUCGCGGGGACCUGUAGAUUCAAUUGCUUUGAUUUUUUGCUUAUCAAAUGCAAAUAUGGCUGGGUCUGGAAGGUCGCAACUUGUCAUGCCGUUUUUGGAUUCUAAAAGAAUUUGUAUUGUGUGACCAGCAAGAGGGGUCCAGCUUGUUCUACGCGGACAUGGCAUUUCUCAUGCGGAAGGCGCAGCAGGAAGCUCUCUAAAAGUCUGUGAUGUUAGGUGCUGCAUUCCAGACCUCAUGGGUCAUGAGAAAUAUGCAUGACAAAUCUGGCAUCCUUCCAGACCCAGACAUGUUUGCAUUCGAUAUUGCUCUGCAGUCCGUUUUUGAUCCGCCUCGUGCACUGCGGUCUGGUAUCAAAGUGAAAAAAGCCCCCUCGUCCCCAUAUUGAAACGGAAAUUUCUGUUGCUGGAUUUGUGUACACAAAUCAGAUUUCUCUUGCUGGAGAGGACUGCAGGCCUAUAGGAAGCCUGAGUAGAGAGGUUUUGGGCUAGGCGCCGAGCACGGCAAACGUCUAGUCUGUAGGGCCAACAGCAUCACAAACCGACUGCAGGAUGCGGCGGAGCCCGUCGCGUUGCGUUCUUGCAAGACAGAGACGAUUUGUGGUCACAAAUCGGCAUUGCAAAUUUUUUGAGACGCGCCUUUUCGAUAUGGCGAGGGGGGAUUUUUCCUCACGAUAUCUGGUGUAUUGCAUGGUCUACCUAGUCCUGCUGAUCACUGUAGUCUGUUCCUUUUUCAAGUUUGCGGUCCUACAAAGAAGAAGCGAAGCGAUCGGAAUUUGUACCAUGGUCACGAACUUCUACACUUGCGGGUGUGUGUAGAAUAGAAAAAAGCAAGUACUACAACUCACUCUAUAAUUGGUAGUUGCUGGUUCUUUUUGCAAAUACAACUAUAUUACUCAGAGUUCGUGAGAAGUUGUUAAUUCCCUCACUUGAAGAUGAUACACAACGACCACCCCUAAUCUCACCGAAAUCUUACCACUUCGAGGACACAAAUCCCAUCGAGCUUUAUAUUUUUCUCGCCUUAUUAUAUUUUGCUCGCUUGGAUCAUCUACUCCUACACCUACUUCUACUUACUUCGGAGGUCGUGUAGCUCCAAAUCACAAGUCUAUUUUUCCUAGCAGCGACGAUAAAAAACAGAAGAGCUACCCUGCUCCGCACCAUUGCCGCCAAUCUAUAACAGCACGUGGUAUUCUUGAUUGAUCCUGAAAGUACUAUAGCUACAUCAACCGCGUGGUUGAUAGAAGGCCAAGAAGAUCAAGAUGUAAGCCGGACUAGUACAAGCACAGAGCAGGAGCGGCCAGAAGCAAUUAUACGGCGACUAGGUGGGUGAUAGAUCAUGGAUCUGUACUAGUAAGACGACGGCUGUGAAAAUAGAAAAGUAAAAGUAAAACCGAAGGAACUACAGCACCAUAAAGAACUUCUACACGACAGACGCGAUGAUAAAAUGAGGAAGCGCUUUAUUUUUUACACGACCCGGUUGUAUUGAGAAGAUCUUCAUUUUGGUGUUUUGUCGUCGAGAAGAUUUAGAUAGUAGUUUGCUGUCAAAUGAAACAAAUCGCAUUCGAAAAAACCAACAGCGGCCUCAGGAAUCAACCGGGUAAGUAAGUAGUAGUAGUGUCCGUCACAGAUUAUACUUCGGAUCUUCGGCGACGGAGUCUUCAUAGUGACUUGCUAUUACGUAUUACUUCUACACACUCAACAUUUUUAUCUUAGACUAGCGUUUUUUCGAAAACACAAGUAGAAAAAGCAGAAAGACAUACGGUAGGCACAACACAAAAAUCAGCACUUUCUUCAACAUCAGCGCUCGCACUCACCUUGUACAAGGAGUAUCAAGUAGGACUUCGUUAGUUGUACUUGUUUUCCCAUCUUCAUCGUCCCGUUCUUCGCGGUUGAUGUCGAUAGAUGCAAGGCACCAGCAGUAUAGAACAGAUACAAUUACAAGUAGAGUUACAGGCGUUCUUGUUGACUACGAUCGACACUAUUUUUAACUUUUGACAACAUCACACAACCAUCAAAAAGAAUCUGAUCAAGACCGUACUAUAUUUAGAAAAAACAAUAUGCAGUAGACGCUCACUCGCUAAUCCAUAGAGCUUUUUGUAGGACACUACCUCCACCGGCACCGGCAAUUACGUUGGUAGCUGCAGAUAAAGAAAAAUCUGGAAACAGGAUCAGGAUAGCUGUUUCUGGAUCUGGACUAAAAUUCUACUUUGUCUUGCUUUUAUUAGGUGGCCUCCUGCAAUAAACUUGCUUCUUAUAGCCUGUGGCCGCACCGCUGCAUGAUACUAUUUUUAGACCGCACACUCGACCAAAAAAACUGACUCGGACAAUAACAAUAGAAGAACCAGAAUCCACUACUUUUUGUUGUACUAGGGAUAUUAACACAAUAAACACCUGCUCUCCGCGUCCACUUCAUUUAUGUUACAAGACCUCAACCCCGCCCCAUAAAAAUUGUUGUGAAAUUCAAGAGAUAAGACCACCCGAAAGAUAAAAGGUUACUACCCACCUUAAGCACUUCGUCCAUAAUAUCUUCUCACACCUGUUAGGUUACUGGUCGUGAGAUACUGUUCUACUUUCUUCCCCUUGGAACUACGUAGAUUAUCCUGAUUAAAAACGUCCCCACACCAGAGUCAAGAUGGGGAUUUUGCAACACAAACCUAGGAGUUUUGUGAGUCACGCAUGACAAAAUGCAGUCCGUAAGGUAGUGCAAGUUAGCAAGGAAAGCCGCAGCACAAAUCAAUCUGCUGAUCCUGUUUACAGCAUUACAAGUUCCCAAACACGAUUGAAAAUGGCUGUCAUGGGGUUGCGCAUUACAAAUGUUCCUGUCAUGGCAAAUCUGAAUGGCAACUCUGGGGUGGGGACGUUUUUACACAGGAUAUAGAUCGAUAUUGAAUCUUAUAUCACGCGUUUUCAUCAUAUGCGAUUACGUUUAGCAGUUUCCAUAUCGAAUGCAAAAAUGUCUGGGUCUGGAAUGUUGCCGGGUUUGUCAUGCAUAUUUUGCAUGACCAAGGAUUGUUUGUGAUGCAUGCCCUACCAUCACAGACUUUUAGAACCCUUCCUGAUGCCUAGUCCGCAUGACAAAUGCCCUCCCCGCGUAGCACAAACGAGACUCCUCUUGCUGGUCAUGCAAUACAGAUCUUUUUAGAGUCCAAAGUUAGCAUCACAAGUUCCAACCUUCCAGACCCAGACAUUUUUGCAAUCCAUAUUCCAAAAAUAUAUACUGAAGCACUACUAUAUUGACCACGCUGCACCACUGACUUUUCCCGAAAUCAAUAUCCUGAAUCGCGAUAAUAUUGGGCAUCAAAAAUAAGAUAUUCAUAAGCUACCUAUCAAAUUUGAAUUCGCGAUUUUAGCAGCAGCACUUACGAUAAGGUGUGGACGACAGAAAUAUUGCCGUCUGACAAGGAAACUUCA
Amoebophrya sp. A120 is the source of this 4681-nucleotide messenger RNA. The record is from the annotation of a GenBank genome assembly. Lineage: Eukaryota; Dinophyceae; Syndiniales; Amoebophryaceae.